Molecule: messenger RNA, 745 nt
Organism: Nilaparvata lugens (brown planthopper)
Lineage: Eukaryota; Metazoa; Arthropoda; Insecta; Hemiptera; Delphacidae
Product: serine/threonine-protein kinase VRK1-like
Exons: 5
Coding region: 32-745 (237 amino acids)
Biological process (GO): peptidyl-serine phosphorylation; signal transduction
Cellular component (GO): cytoplasm; nucleus
Molecular function (GO): protein serine/threonine kinase activity; ATP binding
Source: RefSeq, a predicted model, not a curated record
CAAUGGAAGACGUAAAAAGCUUUCUAUCGACAUGCUUCAUGCAUAUUGGAUCCCGCCACCCAGGAAAAUUGGCUAUCUAACAAGAAAAGUAUGCUCCGACAUCAGAGAUCUGACUCUUCUCUCUCAGAUUGACGCUCUGGAAUUCCUGCACAGUCAUGGCUAUGUUCAUUCAAACAUAAAGUCAGAUAACAUCGUCCUUGGACUGCCAAAUCAAGCCCCGGUUCAUUUGUUAGACUUCGGUGAAGCCCGUCGUUACCCACAAGGUGACAUCCCCAUCGCUCACAGAAAUGCAAGUAUUGGAAGUUCAGCUUUCACUUCGAGAGACAGACACAAUCGUCUAAUCACUAGACGUGGCGAUCUUGAAAUGCUUGCAUACAACGUCGUUCAUUUGUUGACUGGCCACUUGCCAUGGGAGGAUGAGAUGGAUUAUGAAGAGGUCGCACGAAAAGAGAACAAAUCAAUGGAAGACGUAAAAAGCUUUCUAUCAACAUGCUUCAUGCAUAUUGGAUCCCGCCACCCAGUAAUCACUAGAUGUGGCAAUCUUGAAAUGGUUGCGUACAACAUCGUUCAUUUGUUGACUGGCCACUUGCCAUGGGAGGAUGAGAUGGAUUAUGAAGAGGUCGCACGAAAAGAGAACAAAUCAAUGGAAGAUGUAAAAAGCUUUCUAUCAACAAGCUUAAUGCCGACAUGCUUAUUGGAUCCCGCCACCCAGAUGGAUGUGAAGGUCAAAAUAAAAAUGGUAUAA